AUUAGAUGUAAAAGUUUGUUGAGAUUAUGUCGAAACAAAUAACACCGGAAGAUGUAAUCCAGUUUACUCGGCUCAGUGUAGCUUUAAGCUUUUGUUGGCCAUCUGCUGACAACAGCGGCAGAAGCCGCGGCAGUUACAAAAUUGCACAAAUUUGUAUUGUCAUCAACGCUUUUCUGAUUCUUGUGCCUUCGUUGUACUCGAUUUAUUUGUACCUAGACGAUAUAAGUUUUUACUUGGACGCUCUCUUCAAAUGUAUCACCUUAACGAUAUACACCACGCAACUAGUUGUUCAGACUUGUAUAUGUUGGAAGAAACGUGACUCGCUCCAGCGUAUAAUUGGCGAGAUGGUGAAAUGUGUGAACGAGGCGCAGCAGUUCGAAAGAGAAAUUUUCAUCGCACAUAUAGUAAAAUGCAACGUCCUUUAUAGUGCUUAUGUAGUGGCUGUUUAUACGUCGCUAACCUUUUUUAUGUUUGGGCCUUUGGUCUUACCGAUUCCAACCCUGGUCAAUGUAGAAUAUCCGUUUGAAGUUAAUUAUACACCAGUAAAUAUUAUUAUCUACUUACAUCACAGCAGCGUAUGCCUCACCGUCACUGCACACUUAUGCAUAGGCGUAGUUGGUGCGCUCUUAAUGUGGUUUGCCGCUGCAAGAUUCGAAUGUUUAGUCGUGGAAAUUGAGAAAAUUACGAAUAUUCGUAUGUUGAUCGUUUGUAUUAAGAAAGAAUUAUUUUUAAGAAGAUACGCGGAGGAAGUGGUCGGUUGUUUUCGCUUUAUAGUACUUUAUGUCUUGGGAAUGACAACGUUUACCAUAGCUCUGUGUGGGAUUUUGAUGAUAAUGGAUUCUCCAAUAACUACGAAAAUGGAGCUCGUUAACUCUAGUGCCUUCUGUCUCAUCCUCACAUUCAUGUAUGCGUGGCCAGCUGAUUAUUUGCAAGACGCUAGUGUGAACGUCUCGCAAAGCGUAUACGACAUAGACUGGUACGAACAGUCUUCAGAAGUGCGAAAGCACAUGCUCAACGUGUUGGUUCAUCAAAAACCGGUAACACUUUCUGUCGGUUGUUUUAUGCCGGAACUUAAUUUGCGUUUCUUUUGUUCGUUCGUGUCCAACGCCCUCUCCUUCUGUACAGCUUUGCGUGCCAUGGUACAAGACGAGUCGAUAUAAAGGAAGAUUUGCUCCUUCGCUGUAACAUCGUGCGUGGCACCAUCGUCGACUCGCUUUGAUGCACGUGGAUAAUCAGUUCCGUUGUUCGAGGAACACUGCUAACAGAGAACGCGCUACCACCACGAUGAUAGCGCCACUUUCAUGGCCGAGCUCGGGUCAAGGACCGACACGUUCUUGCCAAACGACUGGUUGCGUUAAGGAUUCUGCAAUGCGGGGGAAUUAACGCAACGACUGCCGACGUCGACAAACGCAAUUUCCCGUCGCUGGCGGUUGAACAGCACCGUGACAUAUCAUAUCGGUAGAACAACGUGGAGCCGUAUCCUUGGACGAGUUGGCUAAAUAGACUGUUUAUAGAGUAGACACAGUGUUUUGAAUGUUGUACGCGUUGCUAAGAUAAGCAGAACAAAAUCGAUUUUGUCGAAGAACGAUAAAUUUUGAUUAAGGUUUCGUGAAAUUAAUCCGACAGUAUGACAUUGGCACGAAGGAAGUUCAUAAUCGACUUCGAGGGAAUUGCUUUGAAUUUACUGCAUUAAUUUUCUCUUUUCUCAUGCUUGAUGCUAAUUUCAAGCUUUUUUGUCGCAUGUGCGAUAGUUUGGUAAGAGAAGUUGUGUAAAGAAAAUUAGAUUUUUGCCGAUGAUAAUGGUUAAAAGUUUCGUAACUCAACUGAAAUUUUUCUUACGUAUUGUAGUUAUUUGCUUACAUCAGAUUACGAUGCCGUGUUCGUUCUACGCGAUUUUACAUUUUAAAUAAAUUUUAUAAAUUUAAUAAAUGUUAGAUUUUUAAUUUACUUCGACGCUUGUAUUACAGCGUGGAAAGAAGCGUGUAAUUAUUUGAAACAGUUCGAACGAUAUUAUCUCUUAACGUAUGAAUUUUAUUCCAUUUUUUUUUUUUUUUUUUUUAUUAACUUCCUUCACUUGGAUAAAAUACUCGUGUUACUUACGCGAUCAUUUAACAAUUAUUUUCAUCGUUCCUUAAAAUAUCACCCACUUCGCACAUUAUUUUUCGCUUUCGAAUAAAAUGUUCAUCGAUCUUUGAUCUUUCAUAUUCGAUGUAUACGAUAAUCUAACGAUUAAUAUCGCGAUACGGUACAUCAUCGCGAAAGUUUCUAGUAGAAACGCUAAUAUUCAGCGUUCUGCAAUGCGUCCGAUUCAAAUGUCGACGGAGAAAGGCGGGUUUUUCGAGUGCCUGGCCGUGACCCGUUUCGAAUUACAUAAGCGAGAGCCGGCUCUAUCUUGGCCCCAAAGUCGACUCGACCAGGAUCGAGCGAACGAACGAACGAACGAACCAAACGUGUGGGGUGAACAUCCAGACAAGGUCAGAGUCAUACGAUCGAACCACCAGGAUGCACUUGCGGUGCAGCCUGCAAAAUGCGCAUCUACUCGAUUUCUUCUUUCCUUUCUGCUCGCGUGCACACGCCUAUCUCCAGACGUAGCAAUGAUAGCGUCUUUGUUUGGCCGAAUGGAUAUCUAUUUUAAUUCUACGCAACGUCUUCGUGUCACUAAAGAUGUUCCAGUAUUUGGUAGAUUGUGAAAAAUGUCUGAAACUUAAACCGAGUGAAAUUGAUUUCUUUAAAAUAAGUUGAGAACAUGAUCGUCCAUAUAUAUUUUGUUUAUUUACCGACUACUCGUUAAACCAUAAGAAAAAUAUUAUUUUUCAAACGAAUUGAAUUAAUUCUUGAAGAAGUUGUUACUAUCAUUUUGUGUGUGGUAUCAAAUUUUGCCACAGAAAAUCUAUUAAUUACUAAUUAUUUAUCAACACUAUCGAUAAUCUCAAUGUGAUUUUAUUGCACUGCAUAAAUGUACAGCUAACAAAUUCAUCCAAUAUUGUAAUUUCGAUCGAAUUGAUAUUUCAACGUUACUAUCGAAACAUGUCCGCUCGUUCGCUAACGAGGAGCAGUUCGUUAACCCUUUCUCGUUGGAAGGCUAAAAUAUACAAUCUCGAAUCAUAUCGGAUAAUUACACACGGCGAAAAAAUUAAAACCAGACGCAUUAACGAAACUAAUUAAUUCGAUAAUCUGACCACGAUUGCUCUGCUUUUCCACCGAAGAGAACCAGAUCCGAAGUAAUUCCGUGUUGAUAGAAAUACGAUGAAAAUUCUGUAGAACGAGUUCGUAAGAUCCGAACGGGGGAAUACGACGACGACAUAAAAAUAUACUCGUCGCGAUCGUUUUCAUCGCGUCACGUUCUGAAGUCUACGUGUAUUUAUAGAUUGUCUCGAAUUAUUCUGAUUGAUAUCGGUAUUCGAGUAUUAUAAUCUGAAAAUAUCUGUCACUUGCGUAACGUGCAGCCACGACUGAACGAUGUAAUUCGAUUUUCACAGCCACCCAGCGAUGAUAAAUUCGAGUAUUAAUACAAUAGAAAAGUUACGGCUCCCCUUAAGAAAUUAAUUCCCUCGCUGGUGAAAGACUUUAGUUACGACACUUUACAUUCGGGAGACCGGCGUGGUAUGCAGCCAGCACGUAAUGCGCAAGAAAAUUGCGAGUCGCUGUCGCUGCUGUUACUCGCAAGAAUAUGAUGUGGUAAUCCGCAUGGAAGAAAAAGAAAGCGCAUUUAGAACAUUUACACGAACGUUAAACUGCAGAACGUGGAUGAUCGGUGUUUUAUAUCAUAAUUGUGCGCGAAUGACGUGAAUUGAAUUCGAAUCCGUAGUCGGAUAGGUCAAUGGGUUCUCCGAAUGAAUGGAAAUCGAAGACUUUGCGUUUUAUGAAAGGAAAAUUAGGCAUCAAGAUAUAAAAAUACUCGCUGUUUCUCCGAUUCAAGAUGGAAAUAAAUCGGAUACUACGAAUAGACUAGGAAUAGACUAUUCAUGGUAGACGUAACAUGACUGUAAAUUUGUAUUCAAAACACAGGAUGCAUACGGAAUGCAUAAAAUAUCCGCGGUAGAGUACGUCUUAUAAUUUUUAAUAAGCACAUUCCUAUUUCCUAGUGCUAUUUCCUUAAUUGUGAGCAUAAAAAGAAUAACAAAUUUGUAUAGAAAUCUAUACAAUCUAAUUAUCAAUGUAUUCGUGUCAUAAAAUGUCUUUUGUAUUGAUACAGCUACCAACAGUAAGUUGCCGUUGGUCGGUCCCAAUUAUGAAAUUUGGCAAUCAUAAACGUAGUUAUAGCAGGCUACAGGCCUGAACGAAGCGACUAACGAAGUAAACGUCAACGUUGACGCUGACACGCUACUAAUGGGACAAAAUUUAAAAUAUGCGAUUAAAACGUCUGCAAGAUUUAACAGUGCAAUCUGACAGUUUCGGUUCAUGAUUUUCUUUUUUUUCUUUUUCUCGUGCCUCUCACGGGAGAACGACAUUUACACUGGAGUUCGUAAUUGAAACUCGUAAAGUCGACGCACGGAUUUGUCCUGAGGUUCUUUAAUCGGGUAACCUUACGUAAUAUGAUCCAAUUUAGCACGAGUUCGUUCGUUCGGUUUGUUCGUUCUCCAGUGGUACACGGUGGAGUUAAGCGUACAGAGCAAUUCUCUAGUCUCGCUAUCACCGAGGAAAUCGGCUAAGAAAUCCGCAACCGCGUAAAAACUAACGUUACCACGCGGCCUGUCGAUGUAAAUUUAAUUCGACUGGCGUUACAUCGAGAAUCAUGACAGGAAAAGCACACGGUUUGACGAUUCGUGAAGGUAGUUUUACCAGACAUUUGCGAGACAAGUCUCACCGGAAAUUGAGAAAAUUUGUAUGCACAUUUUGACAUAUACGUUCUUCAUUACAUAUACAUAUAUUACUAAUACUUAUGCGAUGAAUGGCAUCGUAUAUUAGUUACACAGUAAUUAUUAUUGCGUAAUGUAUUCGUAAUUGAAAAUCUAAAUAUUAAAAGAGAUUAUAUAAUAUAGCGAUGUUAGAAGUUAUCUUAGCUAA
This is a messenger RNA of Bombus impatiens (common eastern bumble bee), 5007 nucleotides long. RefSeq lists its product as uncharacterized. Gene Ontology annotation, biological process: detection of chemical stimulus involved in sensory perception of smell; sensory perception of smell. The record is from RefSeq and is a predicted model, not a curated record. The transcript has 8 exons. Gene Ontology annotation, cellular component: plasma membrane. Bases 27 to 1160 code for a protein of 377 amino acids. Gene Ontology annotation, molecular function: olfactory receptor activity; odorant binding. NCBI's taxonomy places the organism in Eukaryota, Metazoa, Arthropoda, Insecta, Hymenoptera, Apidae.